UGCGAAACACAUGUAGGACGAAACCGUCCGAUCCGACGUGUGAACUGCCGGAAUGACCUUUGGGGGCAAGGGUGUUCGUAGCUCCGGAGAGCGUUAAAAACCCUUGUUUCGGACCGUCGUGUUGCCUGAUCGGACGUCGGAUCGGACAGUUUUGUCGUACAUGUGCUUCACACUUAAUCAAUUACAAACAAAAAAUUAUCUAGUGAAUCAUAAGUGCACAUUUGUCUGCUUAUAUGUUGCUGAGAUGACCGAGGCGUCGAGUUCUAUGGACACCAUCGCCAUCACCGCCUCGUACCACGGGCCCAGGCCCGACCUAGGACAGUCAACGCCCUAGCCCGAGCCCGGCCCAGGUCUGCGCAGCCCAAAACCCGAGCUUGGCGAGGCCCCAUCAGAAUCCACCUUGCCCGACCCAGGCUUUCGGAAAGCAAGGCUGCUCUUCUGGACCAAUUGAUCAAGAAGAAACGGGCUAUACCACGAAUUAUUGAUCCACCAGAAGAGCCUAUAGAGGUGGAUGAGGCAUCAACUUCCAAAGAAAAGCACACUAUGCACGCAGCAGCUCACAGGGCCCAGAUGAAAGACAUGUUAGAUGAGAAGAAAAGAGAGGAGGAAGGCAAGGAGAUAAGGCACCAGAGAGUCGUAGCAAAGAUGCAGAAAAAGAUUGACUUCCUUGAGGACGAGCUUCUUUGGGAGCGUCAGCUCUCCAGAAGUCUGACAGAUGCACUCCUUAAAGGGCGUGCGCAGUAUGCGUCUUCAUCAGCAUCGGCCGCGGAACCCAAACCUCGGAGGGCUACCUUCCUUGCUGAGGUAGACACCAGUCAGCCAAGCACGUCCAAGCAGCAAAGCUGCCAUUUUGGAGCAGCUGCAACUUCUCCCGGAAUUGUUUUUGAGAGCUUGGAUGGCAAGGUUCAGAAAAUUGCAAUGCAAGAUAUCUGGGUAAACAGUGUAUUUGAAAAUGACCCUGCCAUAGAGUUUGUUACUCUGGAACAAGCCACUUCACAGGCACAAGCUUCUGGAGAGAAACAACCAGCUGCAACUGCCGCCUCGCAUGAUCUUGCAGAAAUCCUACUAGAUGCUGCUGUGGAGGAUCCCGAAGAAAACCUACCAGAUGCUGCUGCGGAGGAUUCCGAAGAAGACCUACCAGAUGCUGCUGUGCAGGUUCCCCAAGAGAACCCCCCACCCGCUGUUGCGCAGGCUCACCAUCUUCAGCCUUCCUAUGAGUAUGACUCGGACAUUGAGUUCAACGUCGUCGAUGGCCAGCUUUGCGUCCAUCUGGACGCAACGACCGAUGCCGCUGUUUUUCACAACAUAUUGCACGGAGACAUUGUGAACUACCUGUGUUUUUCCGUCAGCUACGUGACUGUUAAAGUGAUGAAGGCGUUCAAAUCGUUGGCAUCUCACAUUUACUUCACCAGUGAUGGGGUGAAAGGUGUACCGGCAUGA
Molecule: messenger RNA, 1440 nt
Organism: Ixodes scapularis (black-legged tick)
Lineage: Eukaryota; Metazoa; Arthropoda; Arachnida; Ixodida; Ixodidae
Exons: 7
Coding region: 544-1440 (298 amino acids)
Source: RefSeq, a predicted model, not a curated record